GACUUCUGUGAGCAGCCUCCAUGAGGCCCUGGACCAGUGCAUGAUCGCCCUGGACCUCUUCCUCACCAACCAGUUCUCGGAAGCACUCAGCUACCUCAAGCCCAGUUCUAGGUUGUGGUUGUCCUCUGCCUCAUCUGGUUCCUUCAGGUUCCCCGGGAAAGCAAAUGCUGAGUCAGGGGAACUGCUUUCCCCAAGUUUCCAAGCCUGACCUGUUCAAUUUCUCCUGUCUGGGGUCAGUGGCCCAGCCUCUGGGGGAUGGUGUGGAUUCCAGCAUGAGUCUUAUGAUGAUCCCUCUGCAGCAGGCCUGAAACCUCAUCCCCAGCCUCUUAAGGGGUCUGGGUUUGAGGUGGGGCCGGGGCAGCUCUGCAGCAAGAGUGAGAACCAAGGAGAGCAUGUACCACUCACUGACGUAUGCCACUAUCCUGGAGAUGCAGGCCAUGAUGACUUUUGACCCUCAGGACAUCCUGCUGGCUGGCAACAUGAUGAAGGAGGCGCAGACGCUGUGUCAGAGGCACCGGAAGAAGUCCUCUGUAACAGAUUCCUUCAGCAACCUGGUGCACCGCCCCACUAUGGACCAGUUCACGGAAGAGGAAAUCCAUGCUGAGGUGUGCUAUGCAGAGUGCCUGCUGCAGAGAGCAGCUCUGACCUUCCUGCAGGACGAGAACAUGGUGAGCUUCAUCAAGGGUGGCAUCAAAGUUCGAAACAGCUACCAGACCUACAAGGAGCUGGACAACCUUGUCCAGUCCUCACAGUACUGCAAGGGAGAGAACCACAGACACUUCGAAGGAGGCGUGAAGCUCGGUGUGGGAGCCUUCAACCUGACGCUGUCCAUGCUUCCUACCAGGAUUCUGCGGCUGCUGGAGUUCGUGGGGUUUUCAGGGAACAAGGACUACGGGCUGCUGCAGCUGGAGGAGGGCGCGUCGGGGCACAGCUUCCGCGCUGUGCUCUGCGUCCUGCUGCUGCUCUGCUACCACACUUUCCUCACCUUCGUGCUCGGCACCGGCCACGUGAACGUGGAGGAAGCGGAGAAGCUCCUGCAGCCCUACCUGAAGCGGUACCCUAAGGGCGCCAUCUUCCUGUUCUUCGCCGGGCGGAUUGAAGCCAUUAAAGGCAAUGUUGACACAGCCAUCCGGCGGUUCGAGGAGUGCUGCGAGGCCCAGCAGCACUGGAAGCAGUUCCACCACAUGUGCUACUGGGAGCUGAUGUGGUGCUUCACCUACAAGGGCCAGUGGAAGAUGGCCUACUUCUACGCGGACUUGCUCAGCAAGGAGAACUCCUGGUCCAAGGCCACCUACAUCUACAUGAAGGCCGCCUACCUCAGCAUGUUUGGAAAGGAGGAUUAUAAGCCGUUCGGGGAUGAUGAAGUGGAGUUGUUCAGAGCAGUGCCUGGCCUGAAGCUCAAGAUUGCUGGGAAAUCUCUACCCACGGAGAAGUUUGCCAUCCGGAAGUCCAGACGCUACCUCUCUCCCAAACCAGUCUCUUUGCCAAUUCCUGCUCUGGAAAUGAUGUACAUUUGGAAUGGCUAUGCUGUGAUCGGGAAGCAGCCGGAACUCACGGACAGGAUCCUUGGGAUUAUCACCAAGGCUGAAGAGAUGCUGGAGAAGGGCCCAGGUGACCACCCCCGGGCCCUUGAACCUGCCAGGCUGAGUCACAUCACAGAGAAUGAGUACUCAGUGGAUGAUGAGUGCUUGGUGAAGUUGCUGAAAGGCCUCUGCCUGAAAUACCUGGGCCGUGUCCAGGAAGCUGAGGAGAAUUUCAGGAGCAUCUCUUCCAAUGAAAAGAAGAUUAAGUAUGACCACUACUUGAUCCCAAACGCCCUGCUGGAGCUGGCCCUACUGUUUAUGGAGCAAGGCAGAAACGAAGAGGCUGUCAAACUCUUGGAAACUGCCAAGCAAAACUACAAGAAUUACUCCAUGGAGUCAAGGACACAUUUUAGAAUCCAGGCAGCCGUACUCCAAGCCAAGUCUUCCCUAGAGAAUGGCACCAGAUCCACGGGCUCAGUGUCUUUGUAGUUUUAUGCAGCACUCCCUCCCAGGCUGGAAGACAGAGACACGGACAGAGCUCCUGGAAACAUUUCAAAAAGAUCCCCCCACCCCCCGCCCUGCCUUUGGGGCCCACCGGUGCUCCAGCGGGACAGCGCAACAUAGAUAUCCACGCCGAAGGGAAGCCGGCAUUCUCACCAGUGCGGCCAAGGGCCUUCAAGGAGAAUGGGUGGGGCCCUCGGCUUGCCCUGUCACACAUACGGGUACUUGUUUUUCACUGUGAUGUUUAAGAGAAUGUAUGAACAGUUUACAUUUUCCUUAGAAAUAUAUUAAUGGGAUCACAGUUGGCUUAAAAAAAACUGUAAAUCUUUGUUUCAACCCAUACUGAUCUGAAGGUAAAUCUAUAGAUGAUGCUUUUUCAAAAUUCAGCAGUGUCUCAGCUUCCAAGGCCAAAGACCCCAUCAAGGCUUCUGAGUGCUGGGCAAGAGGUUGCACAGGCACCCACACCUUACUUCUUACACGUCAUUUUCACUCCCUUAGUAACUUUCUAAUUAAAAAAAAAAAUCAGAUGAGUAUUAUUUCACUAAAAAGACCUGUGAGUCUAUCUACAGGAAAAAAAAAAUCAAUCUUCAUUAAUAAGGACUGAGAGUUGCUGAGGCCUGACGGAACGGGAGCUUUCUGGCUCUUUCUGCACCAAAGCCAAGACGUUGUGGGGGAGGGUCUCCACACCAGUCUGCAUCCUCACUGUGCCCACGUGAACCAGCUGGGAGUAAGUCACAAAACAAAAAUCCUCUGUGCUUUACUAUGAGGUACAUUUAUUUCCUGACAGCAUUUUUCUUAGAAUGGUUAUAUUCUUGGCCUGUUGUGUAUGUUUUAGAUUUUUCAGUUAAGAGAAAAGAUAUUUAAGUAAUAAAACUCACACACUUAAGAGAUCA
Nyctereutes procyonoides (raccoon dog) is the source of this 2917-nucleotide messenger RNA. It is a transcript of the gene TTC39A, whose product is annotated as tetratricopeptide repeat domain 39A. The transcript has 18 exons. NCBI's taxonomy places the organism in Eukaryota, Metazoa, Chordata, Mammalia, Carnivora, Canidae. Gene Ontology annotation, molecular function: protein binding. Bases 393 to 2012 code for a protein of 539 amino acids. The record is from RefSeq and is a predicted model, not a curated record.